Molecule: messenger RNA, 6213 nt
Organism: Notechis scutatus (mainland tiger snake)
Lineage: Eukaryota; Metazoa; Chordata; Lepidosauria; Squamata; Elapidae
Source: RefSeq, a predicted model, not a curated record
UAUACAUUUUAAACAUUUUUUUGUGUUUUACAAAUCUAGGUAAAAUGCCAUAUGUUAAAUAUGCUGCAACUGUUAAGUUGCAGUUCCAAGAAUUCCCCCGAUAAACAUGAUCAACUGGGAAAUCUGAAACGAAGUUUGCUAACUAGUCCUUAUCUGGGAGAAAAAAAACACCUAAAACAACUGCUUAUAUGCGAUGAAUUAAUUACAUUUUAUUUACAAGGUACUACGUAUUAUCCAAACGAACAAGUGAUAAAGAAAAAGUUUUAAAAGAUAGGAAUCCUUUUUGAAAGUCUCUUGGAGAUAAAGUUCUGUCCGAGCUGCGUUUUCCAGUAAUUAUUUUUCGGCUUCAGUAGAAAGUGCAGAAUCAAAUCAGAUAUUUUACAAAAUCAAGCUGUAAAUCUUACAAAUUAAGGUCACUUUCAUAUGCUCAUGGAAGUGCUUUAAGAAUUAUACGAGCAGACACAGUUCAGCCAAACUGGCCAUUUGCAGACUGAUUACUUCAGUAUAAGAAAAGAACUACUUAUUUAACGCAAUGUAAAGAAACUAUUUUGCCUAUAUUACACGUAAUUAACCGUGUCCCACUCCAUUGACCUCUCUGCCUGUAUUAAAACGGCAGAUCAUUUUCCACGGCCCUGGAAACGCUUUCCCGACUCCAGCAUUGCGACGCUCCUCAAAGCGCUUCCCCUUCCCUCCGCUCGAAGGGCUAGGCUACAUCUUCCUAGACCUCACUUCCGCUUGUGCAGCAGCCAUUUUGUCUUUCCGUUGAUCCGGCUGCCCGAGCUUCUUCCUCCCACCCGUCGCCGAGGACCGCGAAACUCCAGUUCCACCUCCUGGGGCCCGAUUCCUUCUGGACCCGAUGCUUCGGGUUUUUCUUUAUUUUAACCCGUCCCGUGAUCCCCCCUUGCUUUCCCCUUCGCUCGCUCAGAGUGGUCUCCUUUCUAACACCUGUGACAGGAGACACCACCCACCCACGACGCCUGCUUAUCUUCUCCGGAGAGUUCCCUCGUGUCUCCUCCGCUGGGGACCCGAGAGCUCAACCCCCACCCCCCCGAAACAGAGCUGGACCCUCAUCGGACCUUUCAGCGGCUGAAGUGCCCCCCUUCCUCCGCUGACGAGGGGGCGUCUGCCGGCCGCCACUGGCCUCCCCGCCCGCCAUGUCGAGCGAGGAGAGCUACUUGGCCAUCCUGCGCUACUUGACCAACGAGCGCGAGCCUUACGCGCCGGGCACCGAGGGUAACGUCAAGCGCAAGAUCCGCAAGGCCGCCGCCUGCUAUGUGGUGCGCGGCGGGACCCUCUACUACCAGCGCCGGCAGCGGGACCAGCAACGCUUCGCCGAGCUCGAAGUGGUGCUGCAGGCCGAGCGUCGCGGCCGCCUCAUUCGGGCAGCCCACCUGGAAACUGACGGCUCCCACCGGACCCGCUUGCAGACUUGGCAGCGCCUCUCCAGGCGCUAUUGGUGGCGAGGUAUCCUGAAGCAAGUUAAAGAUUAUAUUAAAGAAUGUAGCAAAUGCCAGGAAAAAUUAGAUCGUUCUAGAUCAUUGUCAGACCCUUCGGAAAUGUUGGAAGAGCUAGGAUUGGAUGCAAUUUCUCAUGAAGAUAGUAAUGAAACAGAUGAUGAAAUAAAUAAUUCCACAUCACUGCCAGCAGCAUCCCCAAAACCAGUGAAAAAGAAACCAAUAGCCAAGCAUGAACUUGUAUUUGUUGACAGUAAAGGCCUUGUGAAACAAUCUUCUCCAAAACAUUGUCAAUCAGUUUUGAAUCAGUUGAACCAACAGCGGCUUUCUAGUCAGUUCUGUGAUGUUACCUUACUUAUUGAGGGAGAAGUGUACAAAGCACACAAAUCUAUUUUGGCUGCCAACAGUGAAUACUUCAGAGAACUUUUUAUUGAAAAGGGAGCUGUUUCCAGCCAUGAAGCAGUAGUAGAUCUUUCAGGAUUUCGGAAAGCCAGUUUCCUCCCUUUGCUAGAAUUUGCUUAUACUUCAGAAUUAGUUUUUGAUUUUUGUAACAUGGCCGCUGUAGCUGAGCUAGCUCAGCAUCUUCUCAUGACAGAGGUCCUGGAAAUCUGUGAAAAUGUACACAAACAGAUGGAAGAUAAACAAAUCACCGUAUACCAGAAAGGAGAUGUCCAAAUAGUAGAGGUAGCUCAAACUAUUUCAGAGCAGAAUGAAAGUGAAGCUAAUCCUGUUGCUAGCACUGAGCAAGCAAUAUCUACCGAAGAUCCAGUAGCAACGGUGAAUGGAACAUCUUCAAAUACCGAGGCAGAAGAGAUAACUGUGUCUGAAACUACAUUGCAAAUUGUUUUGGAGCCUUCUGCAAAGAAUCCUCCUGAGCUCCCGGUGCAUACUCCUGCUAUGGAAACAACAGAAAAUGAAGAGAAAGCCCCAGUAAUGGAAUGCUCCACAAAUCAAACUAUAACUGUGGUGCAAACUGAGCCUUCAGUAGCAGAGCAGGUUAUUAGUACUCAGGCUGAAAAUGAGGCUGAUAAAAAUAUAAACGGAGAUCCAUAUGUGAACAGUGAACAUAAUGUGAGCAGCAAAGCAGAUGCAGAAGUUGCUGCUGAGGAUUCCCAGGAAGGGCUUAAGCGAAAACGUGGUCGGCCUUGUAAAAUACAGGACAUUCCACAAUCACAAUCGGAGACCACAGCUUUUAGUCAAGAUGAUACUUACAAAAGCAAGCUUCGCCAGCGAUCUGUUAGUGAGGGUGGCUAUAUUCGACUGCACAAAGGUACUGAGAAAAAACUACAGAACAGAAAGCCAGGCCCCAAAUCAGCUAUCCAGCAGGUUGCUAUGAAGCUAGUGCAAAGAGGCAAGAAGAUGAAGCAACCCAAAAGAGAGAUUAUAGAACACAAUGAGGCAGAAGCUCAGCACAAAUGCAGUGAAUGUGGGAUGAUUUUCCAGAGACGUUAUGCUCUUAUAAUGCACACAUUGAAGCAUGAGAGGACGAAAAAUUAUAAAUGCCCACUAUGCAAAAAAGAGUUUCAGUACGGUGCUUCACUGCGAGCUCAUCUUGUUCGUCAUACCCAGAAAAAUGAAGUGACUGUUGCAACUGCUAAUAUAGAAGAAAGUGGUGCUGCCACGAAGGGAAGAACUAAGCGAGAAUUUAUCUGUGAUAUAUGUGGAAGAAGUUUGCCUAAACUCUAUUCUUUGCGAAUCCAUAUGUUGAAACAUACAGGUGUAAAGCCACAUGCAUGUAAGGUUUGUGGAAAAUCAUUUACCUACAAACAUGGUUUAAAGAUGCACCUUGUAUUACAUGAGGCACAAAAGCAGUUUAAGUGUGAAUUGUGUGACAAGUCCUUUGUCACAAAAAGAAGCCUUCAGGAGCAUAUAAGCAUUCACACAGGAGAAUCAAAAUACUUCUGUCCACACUGUGGAAAAUCUUUUCAUAGAGCUUCAGGACUUAGUAAACACUUAAAGAAACACCAGCCCAAACCUGAAAUCCGUGGCUAUCAAUGCAACCAGUGUGAGAAAAGUUUCUAUGAACCUCGGGAUCUCCGCCAACAUAUGAACAAACAUCUUGGAGUGAAACCUUUUCAAUGUCAAUUUUGUGGGAAAUGCUAUAGUUGGAAGAAAGAUUGGUAUUCUCAUGUAAAAUCACAUUCUGUUACUGAUCCAUACAGAUGCAAUGUGUGCGGCAAAGAGUUCUAUGAAAAAGCUUUGUACAGGAGGCAUGUUAAAAAAGCCACUCAUGGGAAGAAAGGGAGAGCAAAACAAAAUUUGGAGCGUAUUUGUGAACACUGUGGGAGAAAAUUUACCCAGCUUCGGGAGUACAGAAGACAUAUGAACAACCAUGAAGGUGUUAAACCUUUUGAGUGUCUAACUUGUGGUGUUGCUUGGGCUGAUGCACGUUCCUUAAAACGUCAUGUAAGGUCGCACACUGGAGAAAGACCUUAUGUAUGUCCUGUAUGCAAUGAAGCUUACAUAGAUGCCCGUACGUUAAGAAAGCACAUGACUAAAUUUCACCGGGAUUAUGUACCUUGUAAAAUCAUGCUGGAAAAGGACACUCUUCAGUUUCAUAAUCAGGGGACUCAAGUCGAACAUGCCAUCAGUAUUUUAACAUCGGAUGUGCCAGAACAAGAAACAGAGGUCUGUACUGAAGAGAUUGAGACUGUAGUAAUUACUGAAGAAACAGUUGACACUGUUACAGCUACCGAAGAGUGUUCAACAGUUUCUACUCUUUCUGACCAAAGUAUCAUGCAAGUUGUCAAUUAUGUAUUAGCACAACAAGGACAGAAAGUAGCAGAGGUUACAGAAGCUAUUCAAACAGUAGAAGUAGAGGUACAGCAUGUUUCUGAUCAAGACUGAAUACAAAUAUUCAUUAAUGUAGUACCUUUGCAAAACAGCAUGUAAUUAACAAAAUAUUAACUGUCUGGCUGGACUUUUAUAGUAAUUUCAGAAUCCUCUUCUAAGUUUUGCGAAAAAACAUACAUCUGUAAUUAAAAAGUAAAUUCACCGGAUAAGUAAUGGACUUGCCCUAAGACUACUGCACCAGAUGUAAAUGCUUAGUUUAAAAAAAACCUUUAAAAUAAAAUCAUUUAUGUGAUGGUGAUAGUUAUAAUGUAAUUUUUGAUGCAGCUAUUUUUUUUGUUGAGGAUUUAAUAUACCAAAGAUUUGUGCCAAUCAUUUUCAGAUUGUAGCUAUAUAAAGUUCAAGGAAGGAUAUGAUCUACAAAAAUUAUGAAUGUUAUUAAUGGAGAUAAAUAUUGUGGUAUAAUAUAUUUAUUUAGUCAAAAUAUCUGUAUAAUUUCCUUUAAGUACAAAAAAUAGGAUGACAUAAACUUCCUUACAGAACAAAUUUUUCCAUAAGAACUAUUUCAGGUCAGGCUGCAUUAAACCAUCGGCAGUUAUGGGAGAGAAACUGGGCAACAUCAGCCAAGCAUGAAAACAUCUUGCAUUUCCUGUUUUGCUUUACCUAUUUCUGAAAAAUACUUCCAAGAUUACAUGUUUUGAGAUUAGCUAAAGUAUUUGUAUAUAUCAUGUAUAAACUGAUAAAAAUUGGUUCAGUUUAGGAUGAACUAAAUACAAAUGCUGUAAUAUAAGAAAAACUGGAUUGCUUAAAUUUAUUACUGUUCACAGUGAAGGUUCUAAAGUUUUAGCUUUCGUACUGUCCUGAUAUUUAUAUAAUAUUGUUUUAAAAUUUAAGUAAUUAUGUGGAUUAAAGUUUGUGAAAAGCAAAUCAAAUAUUACCUAUUAUAAUGAAUACACAAUUUUGCAAAGUAAUAACAGCAAACAGUAGUAUUGUAUACAAUAUGUAAUGUUUUUAAUAAGUCAGCCCCACUUGCCAAUAAAAUAGCUUCAUGAGCAAAAAAAGGGAUAUGGGCAAGUCCAUGUACUCCAUAUACACUUAAAAAUCUGUACAGGUAAUCCUCAAUUUACAACAGCUCAUUUAGUGACCGUUCUGGUAAGGCACAGGUUAAGUAGAGUCUAUUUAUUGCUCGCUCAUCACAGCAUUAAAAGGCCCACCAAUGGUGCCUGUGAACCUCCACCCCAGCCCUCAGUUUUCCCUCAGUCUGAAUUCCUCUGUUCCACAAACUAAGUCUUAGCUGACCCACACGGCAAAGAGAGAAGUAACAGUACCCACAAGUACCAAAUCUGCCACACAAGUCCAGAGUGCCCAAAAAUCAAAGUACGGUCCAAAAGUUCGAAGUCAGAGAGCCAAUUCCAAAGUCCGCGAGUGAAGCCCAAAGUUCAGAGGCAAGAGACGAUCCAAGGCAGCAUUCACAAAAGCCAGGAAGGUGCACAUAAAAGCAAACAGGUGUUCCUGACAAACAUACCUUCAUCCAGCAUCUGGUUUGGUUCAAUCAUCCUUUCCCAGAUGUUCCUUGGUAAGCGGGGUGGAGCUGCUUCCUCACAAUCAGCCUCACCAGCCUCCUCUGUGCCUCCCUCCGCUCUAUUCUUCUCACAGUGGGGAAGGCAGCUGUUCCUCAUCAGAGGUGGUCUGGAGCCUGUUAUCUGCGCGGGCCCUCUGCAGCUGCUCCACUCCUGUAGACGGUUCUCCAGUUGGCCGUCACCACCCACUACCAGACAAUCCUGGGACUGCCUCAUCCUCAGCCCCUGGCUUUUCCACUCAUUUUGAGGGGACUGUCCCCUCCCUGUUGAACAGCCUGGUGCCAACUCCUCUCCGAACCAGGAUUCAAUAAAGCCAUGACAACCCCCAUGGUCACAUGAUCAAAAUUCAGAUGUUUGACAAUUGACUCAUACUUACGAUGGUCAGUGUC